AAUUACUACAAUUACAGUCUCAAAACCCAAUUCCAUGUUUAAUUUCUAAUUUUUAAAGGCUUAUGAUAAAGAAGAACGUGAAUUAUGGGUUUGUCAAUGGCCUGGACAAGUUGUUCUCUGUGUAUCACAAAUCUAUUGGACAUAUGAAGUACAUGAAUCACUUAUAUAUGGUAUUAAAGGUUUAGAAAAUUAUUACAAAAAAUUAGAUCAACAAAUGAAUGCUAUUGUUAAAUUAGUUCGUGGAAAAUUAAAUGCACAACAACGUAUAACACUUGGAGCACUUGUUGUUAUCGAUGUACAUGCACGUGAUGUUGUUCAUGAUAUGAUUAAGUUAGGUGUUACAUCAGAAAAUGAUUUUAAUUGGUUAUCACAAUUAAGAUAUUAUUGGGAAAAUGAAAAUGUUCAGGUCAAACUUACAAAUGCUAAAGUAUCAUAUGCUUAUGAAUAUUUGGGUAAUUCUCCCCGUCUUGUCAUUACUCCACUUACGGAUCGAUGUUACCGAACAUUAAUUGGUGCUUAUCACUUGAAUUUGAAUGGUGCUCCAGAAGGCCCUGCUGGCACAGGUAAAACAGAAACGACAAAGGAUUUGGCCAAAGCACUUGCUGUUCAAUGUGUUGUAUUCAACUGCUCGGAUGGCUUAGAUUAUAUUGCUAUGGGUAAAUUCUUCAAAGGACUUGCUUCUUCUGGAGCGUGGGCUUGUUUUGAUGAAUUCAAUCGUAUUGAACUUGAAGUUUUAUCUGUCGUAGCCCAACAGAUUCUUUGUAUUAUACGAGCUAUUCAAUCUCACUUAGAAGUAUUCAUAUUCGAAGGAACGGAAUUAAAUUUAAAUCGUAAUUGUUAUGUGUGUAUAACAAUGAAUCCUGGUUAUGCAGGUCGAUCUGAAUUACCAGAUAAUUUAAAAGUUUUAUUUCGUCCAGUAGCUAUGAUGGUUCCAGAUUAUGCUAUGAUUGGUGAAAUAUCACUUUAUUCUUAUGGUUUUAUGGAUGCACGUAGUUUAUCUGUAAAAAUUGUUACCACAUAUCGUUUAUGCUCAGAACAACUAUCAUCUCAAGCUCAUUAUGAUUAUGGUAUGCGUGCUGUCAAAGCUGUUCUACAAGCAGCUGGUAAUUUAAAAUUAAAAUAUCCUGAUGAAAAUGAAAAUAUUAUUCUCUUACGUUCAAUUAUCGAUGUGAAUUUGCCAAAAUUUUUAGCGCAUGAUAUUCCUCUAUUUCGUGGUAUUAUAUCAGAUUUAUUUCCUGGUGUUAUGUUACCAGAAGCAGAUUAUAGUAUUUUCUUAGCUGAAGUACAUAAAGUAUGUCAAGAAAGAAAUAUACAAGCUGUUAACUUUUUCACUGAAAAAAUUAUACAAACAUAUGAAAUGAUGAUUGUACGACAUGGUUUUAUGCUUGUUGGUGAACCAUUUGGAUCCAAAACUACCGUACUGCAUACAUUAGCUACAGUGAUGACACGGUUAAAUGAAAAUGGUCACGAUGAAUAUGAAAAAGUGAUUUAUAAAACAAUUAACCCUAAAGCAAUUACAAUGGGACAAUUAUUCGGUGAAUUCGAUCCUGUUUCACAUGAAUGGACUGAUGGUGUAACAGCAAAUACAUUUCGAGAAUUUGCAUCAAACGAUACACCAGAUAGAAAAUGGGUUGUAUUUGACGGACCCAUCGAUACAUUAUGGAUUGAAAGCAUGAAUACUGUAUUAGAUGAUAAUAAGAAAUUAUGUCUAAUGUCUGGUGAAAUUAUUCAAAUGUCUCGUGUAAUGAGUCUUAUAUUUGAAACAAUGGACUUAUCGCAAGCAUCACCAGCUACAGUAUCACGCUGUGGUAUGAUAUAUAUGGAGCCUUUAUCCUUAGGUUGGCGUCCACUAGUUCGCUCAUGGAUAAAUCGUUUACCAACAUCAUUAACAACUGGUGACACUAAAGAUAUGAUCAAUUCAUUCUUUGAAUGGUCUCUGGACCCAUGCAUGGAAUUUAUACAAACUAAUUGUCGUACAUUAGUAGCUACACGUCAAGGCAAUUUAGUUACAUCGUGUUUAGGAUUCAUUGAUAUGCUUAUUGAAGAUGUAGCUAAUGAAGAAGAUGCAAAUGAAAAUCGUUAUUUACGUUUAUGGUUACAAACAUCUAUUGUAUUUGGUAUUAUUUGGGGUAUUGGUGGUUGUCUAGAUUAUAAUAGCCGACAAAAAUUCGAUCAUUUCUUAAGAAAUUUAUUGUCUGGUACAAAUGAAAAACAUCCUUUACCAAAAGAAUUGGGACAAAAACUUGAUUUUCCAUUUCCAGAAUCUGGUCUCGUUUAUGAUUAUUAUUAUAAAUUCAAAAGUCGCGGUUCCUGGAGACACUGGAAUGAAAAGAAUAAAACUGAUGACCAAGUUUCUGAUAGAAAAAUACGUGAAAUUAUUGUACCUACAAUGGAUACAGCACGUUAUAAAUUUAUAGUUGAUUUAUGCAUGAAGAAACAUCGUCCACUUUUGUACGUAGGUCCAACUGGAACCGGAAAAUCAGUAUAUGUCCAAGAAAAGUUAAUGAGAGAUAUUGAUAAAGAUAAGUAUGUAGCCUAUUUUGUCAACUUUUCUGCUCAAACAAGUGCAAAUCAAACUCAGUUUAUUGUUAUGUCAAAACUUGAUAGAAGACGUAAAGGUGUUUAUGGUCCACCUAUGGGUAAAACAGCUGUCUUAUUUGUUGAUGAUUUAAAUAUGCCAACUAAAGAGAUUUAUGGAGCUCAACCGCCUAUUGAACUACUACGAAUGUUUAUUGAUCAUGGUUAUUGGUAUGAUUUAAAGGACACCACAAAAUUAAUAUUACAAGACAUUCAUUUAAUUGGAGCAAUGGGACCUCCAGGAGGUGGACGUAAUGAUGUGACACAACGUUUUAUGCGACAUUUUCAUGUAAUCAGUAUGACACCAUUUAAUGAUGAAACUAUGACAAGAAUAUUUUCAACAUUGAUGAAUAUUUAUAUACGCUCACAAGAAUUUAGUUCUGAGUAUAUAACAGUUGGUCAAAUCAUUGUAUCAUCAACGUUAGAAGUUUAUAAAGCUGCAAUUGAAAAUCUAUUACCUACACCAGCUAAAUCACAUUAUUUAUUCAAUCUACGUGAUUUUAGUCGUGUUAUCCUGGGUAUUUGUUUGAUACAAAAAGAUCGAGUUGAAAGUAAACAUACUUUCUCACGUUUAUGGGCUCAUGAAGUAAUGAGAGUAUUUUAUGAUCGUUUAACAGAUGAUGCAGAUAGAACGUGGUUAUAUGAAUUCAUUAAACGUUGUUUACAGAAUAAUUUUAAAGAGAAAUUUGACCAAUUGUUUUCUCAUUUAACUACGAAAGAAGGUGAAGAAAUCCGUGAAACACAUUUGAGUAGUUAUUUAAUGUUUGGUGAUUUUAUGAAUCCUGAAUCAAUGCCAGAAGAUAGAGUCUAUGAAGAAAUUAAAGAUAUUCAAGCAAUGUAUCCUAUUGUGGAACAUUGUUUAGAAGAUUACAACAAUGCUAACAAAAAGAAAAUGUCAUUAGUCAUAUUUAGAUAUGUUCUGGAGCAUUUAUCAAGAAUUUGUCGGAUCCUUCGAGUUCCUGGCGGUCACGCAUUACUAGUCGGUGUUGGUGGUUCUGGGCGUCAAUCACUAACUAGAUUAGCAUCAGCAAUGGCAGGUUAUACAGUAUUUCAACCUGAAAUAUCUAAAAAUUAUGGUAAAAAUGAAUGGCGUGAAGAUAUAAAGACUUUACUACGACGAGCUGGCGCAGAAGGUAAAAAUACUGUCUUUCUAAUGACUGAUAGUCAAAUCAAAGAAGAAACUUUCUUAGAAGAUAUAGAUAGUUUACUCAAUUCUGGUGAAGUUCCAAAUCUUUAUAGUUCUGAAGAAAAAGCUGAAUUAAUGGAUAUCAUACAAAGUAGUCUUGCAGCAUCAGGUGGACACAAAUCACUUGAUCUAUCACCUUUAGCAUUGUAUGCUUUAUUUGUGGAUAGAUGUCGAGAAAAAUUGCAUCCUUGGCCUGAAGAUGGUCUAGUUCGAGUUGCCAAUAAAGCACUUCAAAAUUUAGAUAUGGAAAAUGAUAUUCGUGAAUCUACUGUACAUUUAUUCAAAUAUUUUCAUACUUCAAUUACACCAUUAGCUGAGAAAUUUUUAAUGAAUUUAGGUCGAAAAACUUAUGUAACACCAACUUCAUAUUUAGAAUUAAUUGAUAGUUUUCAAAGAUUAUUAACUCAAAAACAAAAUGAUACAAUGAAAGCUAAAAUGCGCUAUGUCAACGGCCUAGAUAAAUUAGCGUUCGCUGCAGAACAAGUAGCUGAUAUGCAAAUCAAAUUAGAAGAACUUCAACCUCAACUUGUAUUAGCCAGUGAAGAGAAUGAAAAACUGUUAACUGUUAUAGCUACUGAAUCAGUGACAGUUGAAGAACAGCGUGUUAAAGUAAAAGCUGAAGAAGAAAUUGUCAAUCAAAAAGCUGAUGCUUCUAAAGCAUUAAGUGAUGAAUGUCGAGCUGAUUUAGCUGAAGCACAACCUGCAUUAGAAGCGGCUCUUUCUGCAUUAGACACACUUAAACCAUCUGAUAUUACAAUAGUGAAAUCAAUGCAAAAUCCUCCACCUGGUGUCAAACUUGUCAUGGAAGGUGUUUGUGUUAUGCGUGAUAUUAAACCAGAUAAAGUAAAUGAUCCAUCAGGAACAGGUAAAAAGAUUAAUGAUUAUUGGGGACCAUCAAAGAAAUUACUUGGUGAUUUGAAUUUUUUAAAUCUAUUGAAGGAGUAUGACAAAGAUAAUAUCAACCCAGCGAUCAUGCAACGUAUACGAAAAGAUUUCAUGACAAAUCCUGAAUUCGACCCAACCAAAGUAGCUCGUGCUAGUUCAGCUGCUGAAGGUUUAUGCAAGUGGAUAUUAGCUAUGGAACAGUAUGAUCGUGUAGCUAAAAUUGUAGCACCAAAGCGUAUUAAAUUAGCUGAAGCUGAAGCAGAAUUAACAGAGAAUAUGGCAUGUUUAAAAAAGACACAAGAUGCAUUAGCUGAAAAAAAACGCCUGGAAGAUGACGUAUCAAAUUGUGCAACUAAAUUAGAAAGAGCUACAAAAUUGAUAGGUGGCUUAGGUGGUGAAAAAGACCGUUGGCGUCAAGCAGCUGAAUAUCUUGAAAAAUUAUAUGAUAAUCUUAUUGGUGAUGUGCUGAUAUCAGCUGGAAUAAUUGCUUAUUUGGGACCAUUUACAUCGACUUACAGAGAAGAAUGUAUUUCAAAUUGGAUUAUUCAAUGUAAACAACAAAAUAUCACUUGUUCUGAACCUUUUUCAUUAACUCAAUGUCUUGGUGAUCCGGUAAAAAUUCAACAAUGGAAUAUCGAUGGUUUGCCACGUGAUGCUUUUUCAAUAGACAAUAGUGUUAUUGUAGCAAAUGCUAGAAGAUGGCCACUGAUGAUUGAUCCACAAGGUCAAGCUAAUAAAUGGAUAAAGAAUAUGGAAAAAGAUACAGGAAUCACUGUUGUCAAAUUAACAGAUAAUGAUUUCAUUAGAAAUUUAGAAAAUGGUAUUCAAUUCGGUACACCAAUACUUUUGGAAAAUGUCGGUGAAGAUUUAGAUCCAAGUUUGGAACCUCUAUUACUAAAACAAACAUUUAAACAAGGUGGUGUGGAUAUGAUACGUUUAGGUGAAAAUAUCAUUGAGUAUUCAAAAGAUUUUCGUUUGUACAUCACAACUAAACUAAGAAAUCCACAUUAUUUACCAGAAAUUGCUGUGAAAGUUUCAUUAUUAAACUUUAUGAUUACGUUAGAAGGUUUAGAAGAUCAGUUACUGGGUAUUGUUGUCGCUAAAGAAAAACCGGAACUUGAAGAAGCUCGUCAAGAAUUAAUAAUAACAACAGCAAAUAAUAAACGUAUGCUUAAAGAAACUGAAGACAAGAUAUUAGCUACUUUAUCAGAAUCUGAAGGGAAUAUUUUGGAGAAUGAAGCUGCUAUUGAAAUACUUGAUUCAUCUAAAUUAAUUUCAGAUGAUAUUUUCAAAAAGCAAAAAGUUGCUGAAGAAACCCAAAAGAAGAUUGACAGUGCGAGAAUGGAUUAUUCAUCAAUUGCUAAACAUUCUGCUGUACUCUUCUUUUCAUUAACAGAUCUACCUAACAUUGAUCCAAUGUAUCAAUACUCAUUAGCAUGGUUUGUAAAUCUCUACGUUAAUUCAAUUCAUGAUAGUAAUAAAUCAAAAAUAUUGGAAAGACGAUUACGCUAUUUAAAAGAUCAUUUUGAAUAUAAUCUGUAUACAAAUGUAUGUCGUUCAUUAUUUGAAAAGCAUAAAGUAUUGUUUGCAUUUAGUAUGUGUAUCAAUAUUGUUAAAUCUCGAGGUGAAUUAGAAAUGAAUGAAUUUAUGUUCUUUUUAACUGGGGGUGUUGGAUUAGAAAAUAAAUUAGCUAAUCCAGCUAAUAAUUGGUUAUCGGAUAAAUGUUGGGAUGAAAUAUGUCGUUUAUCAACAUUAAAAGGAUUUGAAACAUUUCGUGAACAUUUUACAACACAUUUAAAUGAAUGGAAACAAUAUUAUGAUAGUAAAGAACCUCAAGAAGAUAAACUACCUGAACCAUGGGAUAAAUUAGAUGUAUUUAAAAGUUUAAUUAUACUUCGAUGCAUACGUCCGGAUAAGGUGGUUCCUGGUGUAAUGAAUUAUGUGAGGGAGAAGUUGGGCAGGAAAUUUGUUGAACCUCCACCAUUCGAUUUGGCGAAAUCUUAUCAAGACUCAAGUUGUACCACACCACUAAUUUUUAUUCUUUCUCCUGGAGCUGAUCCAACAAUGGCGUUAUUGAAAUUCGCUACAGACAAAGGUUUUGGAGGUGCACGAUUUCAGUCUAUUAGUCUUGGACAGGGUCAAGGUCCGAUCGCGGCAAAAAUGAUCGCACAGGGUAAACAAGACGGAUCAUGGGUUGUAUUGCAAAAUUGUCAUUUAGCUGUGAGUUGGAUGACAGCACUUGAGAAAAUUUGUGAAGAUAUGACUGUGGCAAAUACCAAUGCAUCAUUUCGUCUAUGGCUUACGAGUUAUCCAUCACCAAAGUUUCCAGUUACUGUCCUACAAAACGGUAUUAAAAUGACAAAUGAACCACCUACUGGUUUAAGACAAAAUCUUUUACAGUCUUAUUUAAAUGAUCCAAUAUCUGAUCCCGAGUUUUUCAAUGGCUGUCCAAAUAAAGAAGCUAUUUUUGAGAAAUUAUUAUUCGGCUUGUGUUUCUUUCAUGCUCUUGUGCAAGAACGUAUUAAAUUUGGCCCACUUGGAUGGAAUAUACCUUAUGGAUUUAAUGAAUCAGACUUACGUAUAUCAGUCAGACAGUUACAAAUGUUUGUAAACGAAUAUGAUAAGGUUCCAUAUGAUGCUAUCCAGUAUAUGACUGGUGAAUGUAACUAUGGUGGUCGAGUAACAGAUGAACGUGACCGUAGAUGUUUAAUGACAAUAUUAUUAGAUUUCUUAUGUCAAAAUGUUGUAAGUGAUCCACACUAUAAAUUUUCUCCAAGUGGUUUGUAUUAUGCUCCACCCAAAAUGGAAUAUAAUGAAUAUUUGGAAUUUAUUAAAGGUUUGCCCGCUAUACAAGCUCCCGAAGUGUUUGGAAUGCAUGGAAAUGUUGAUAUCACACGGGAGUUGAGUGAAACACGCACAUUGUUCGAUUCAAUUCUAUUAACUGUUGGUCAGACAUCAUCGGAAGUGGGUGGAUUUACGGAUUCACGAAUUGAUGCAAUAGCUAAUGAUAUCCUGGGUAAAUUACCAAACGCCUAUGAUAUAUCUGAAGCAUAUAAAAAAUAUCCAGUCAAGUAUGAAGAAAGUAUGAAUACUGUUCUUGUACAAGAAAUGGAACGUUUUAAUAAUUUAACAACAAUUAUCAAAUCAACAUUGAAUGAUCUUAGAAAAGCAAUCAAAGGUCUUGCAAUUAUGUCUGAUACUUUAGAAUCAUUAGCAACUGCUUUGUCUAUUGGAAAGUUACCAGCUAUAUGGGCACACCGAUCAUAUCCAAGUUUGAAGCCUCUUGGAUCAUAUAUCAGUGAUCUUAUUGCAAGGUUAAACUUCUUUCAAGAAUGGUUUAUUCAUGAUAAACCAUCAACUUAUUGGGUAUCUGGAUUCUUUUUUACACAAGCAUUUCUAACUGGAGUUUUACAAAAUUAUGCACGUCGAACAAAAAUCCCCAUUGAUCUAUUGGCUUUUGAUUUUGAAGUUCGUCCAACACAUAAAGAAACUAAAGAUCCUCCUAAUGGGGCAUACAUUCACGGCUUGUUUUUGGAUGGAUGUCGGUGGGACUAUGACAGCAUGGAACUUGGUGAACAAUAUCCAAAAAUAUUAAAUGAACCGAUGCCAAUUAUCUGGUUGAAACCUAUAAUUCGCGAGGAACUUGAGGCAUUAUCAACCAAACUAAUUAGAUACAGUUGUCCAGUUUAUAAAACAAGUGAACGUCGUGGUACCCUUUCUACAACUGGACAUUCAACCAAUUUUGUUUUACCGAUAUUACUCCCAACAAGUGUUAAUCCAAAUCAUUGGAUAAAACGAGGAGCUGCUCUUUUAUGUCAAUUAGAUGACUAA
Molecule: messenger RNA, 8479 nt
Organism: Schistosoma mattheei
Lineage: Eukaryota; Metazoa; Platyhelminthes; Trematoda; Strigeidida; Schistosomatidae
Source: the annotation of a GenBank genome assembly